Molossus molossus (Pallas's mastiff bat) is the source of this 2429-nucleotide messenger RNA. It is a transcript of the gene ARMC6, whose product is annotated as armadillo repeat containing 6. Bases 366 to 1772 code for a protein of 468 amino acids. Gene Ontology annotation, biological process: hematopoietic progenitor cell differentiation. The transcript is spliced from 9 exons. Lineage: Eukaryota; Metazoa; Chordata; Mammalia; Chiroptera; Molossidae. The record is from RefSeq and is a predicted model, not a curated record. Gene Ontology annotation, molecular function: protein binding.
AAGCUGCCAGGAUGUAAAGGUCUGCCUGAGAAAGAUGGCUUCUGCUGCUUGGGGGAAUGACCCAGCUCAGGGAUCCUGGUGGGUGUCUUCUCAGCUCUCUCCCCAGAGCCACCAACUCCAGACUCUCCUCACGCAGUUCUAGUUAACUCUGCCCUCCCUCUGCUGGGCCCAAGCCUGAAGAUGCUAACCAAGAUUGAACCCACAGCCUGGGUAUGUGCCCUGACUGGGAAUUUAAUCCGAGACCCUCCAGUGCGUGGGAUGACACACCAACUAACUGAGCCACAUCAGCAUGGGCAACGUUUCCUCUUUCUUGUAAACUCAGGAGCAUCUGUUGGCUGCCUGCAGCCCAUGAGGAAAGGAUUAAGAUGGCCUCCAAGCGCAUCACCCAGGAGACCUUUGAUGCAGCUGUUCAUGAGAACAUCAAGGAGUUCGAGAUGGGGCCAGAGGAGGCAGUGAAAGAGGCUGUGGAGCAGUUUGAAUCACAAGGGGUCGAAUUGAGCAACAUUAUAAAGAUGGCACCAAAAGUCUCUGCAGAUGGACUCCAGGAGCCCACACACAACAUCCUGCAGAUCCUGGAAGACCUGCAGGAGUCUGUAGCCUGCUAUCACCCCCAGGAGGUGUCAGCGCAACUUGCCCGCUUUUGUGAGCAAUGCAAGCAGCACAAGGCCUGCCGCUUUCUGGCAGCUCAAAAGGGCGCCUACCCCAUUCUCUUCACUGCCUGGAAGCUGGCUGUAGCGUGUGACAAGGGACUCCUGCUCCAGGCCUUCAACGCCCUGUCAGCACUGAUUGAUGGCCAACCCGACCUCCUAGACACUGAGGGCCUGAAGCUGCUGGUGGCCACUCUGGCCCAGAAUGCCGAUACAGCUGAUCUGAUUUGCUCUGGGAUCCGCUGCAUACGCCAUGCCUGCCUGAAACAUGAGCAGAAUCGGCAGAGUCUGGUGAAGGCUGGUGUGCUGCCCCUAUUAACUGCUGCCAUUGCCCAGCAUAACCACUGUGCUGACAUGGUCAGGGAGGCUUGUUGGGCCCUCCGUAUCAUGACUUUUGAUGACGACAUUCGUGUGCCCUUUGGCCAUGCCCACAACCAUGCCAAGAUGAUUGUGCAGGAGAACAGAGGUUUGAAGGUGAUCAUCGAGGCUGCCAAAGCAUUCCCUGACAACCCCAGUGUCCUGAGUGAGCUCUGCAGCACUUUGUCCCGUCUGGCCGUUCGCAACGAGUUCUGCCAGGAGGUUGUAGACCUUGGGGGCCUUGGAGUCUUGGUGGCCCUGUUGGCCAACUGCAGCGACCACCAGGACCUUGUGAAGCAGGUUCUAAGCGCCCUGCGGGCCAUUGCAGGCAAUGAUGAUGUGAAGGAUGCCAUUGUCCGUGCAGGUGGGAUAGAGUCCAUUGUGGCUGCCAUGACCCAGCACCUGGCCAGCCCCCAGGUAUGUGAGCAGAGCUGUGCAGCCCUGUGCGUCCUGGCCCUGCGCAAGCCAGAAAACAGCCGAGUUAUUGUGGAGGGCGGUGGGGCUUUGGCUGCACUGGAGGCGAUGAAGGCACACCCGAAGGAGGCCAGUGUGCAGAAACAGGCCUGCAUGCUGAUUCGAAACCUAGUGGCCCGCAGCCAGGCCUUCUCACAGCUCAUCCUGGACCUGGGGGCCGAAGCACUCAUUGUGCAGGCCCGUGUUGCCCAUCGAGACUGCGAAGAUGUGGCCAAGGCAGCCCUGCGAGACCUGGGGUGCCGUGUAGAGCUUCGAGAACUAUGGACUGGACAGAAGGGCAACCUGGCACCAUGACCCAGCUUCAGUCUAGGCUGUGACUCUGGGCAAGUCAUGUGACUCAGUAAAUGUGGAGAUCCAUGUCCUGCCACUCUGCCCAUCCCCCGCCCCAAGAUUCCUCCCCCCAACUCAGUAAGAGGCGUUUUUCUGGUAGGUGCCAGGUACAACCUGAGGGGUGGGAAGGGAGCACUGGUAAGGCAUCUAUACUGGGUCCUGUGCUCCUAUCACCAGCCAACAGCGUUGGUACGGCCCCUCUUGCCUAGCCCCGCCAGCCCUUUCCUACCAGAAGGGCCUUCUCAGCAUUUCUUGGAGUGAAGGGCUACCUGAAAUUUGGCAGCUACUGGUCAGUCUCAGAAUGGGGCAGGUGUCCUGCUCCUGCCUCUUCAAGUCCAUUGUUGUCUUGCUCCUGUUUUUCUGAACUGUAAAUGGGUCAAAGAUAUGUUGCUCUCCUGGCCAGAGGGCAGGGACUGAGGCUGGUCCGUAUCCAGGGCCCCAGGCCAGCCAUUGCUUCCUCGUAAUAAAAGACCAUUGCUUGCCCUGGCCAGUGUGGCUCAAUUGGAUGAGCGUUGUCCCAUGCACCAAAAGGUCAGUGGUUCGAUUCUCAAUUCCCAACUGGGGUUGCAGGCUUGAUCCCCAGUAGGGGCAUGCAAGAGGCAGCUGGUCCAUGUUUCUUUC